Physella acuta is the source of this 1626-nucleotide messenger RNA. RefSeq names its product galaxin-2. The record is from RefSeq and is a predicted model, not a curated record. NCBI's taxonomy places the organism in Eukaryota, Metazoa, Mollusca, Gastropoda, Physidae.
AGGAGCUUGUCGUCUGCGGGCAGACGUCAAGCAGCAGACGAUACGAGGAUGGCAACCUGGCAGGUUCUGGUGUUUCUAGUCGGGCUCUCUACAUCCUGCCACGGCGCUCUAUACCCUGAACCCGACCUGACGACCCAGAGCAGCGGGGCGCCUCAAGGGUUGAGUCAAGGAUGGAGCCCAGGCAUAGACAAGCAGGCAGCAGACACCUACAUCCAGGCACUACAGACCCUACAGAGGCAGUUUAGGACGUUGAUGAAGUCUAGCCUAGACGCCCCUCCCCCGCCGGCGCCCACUCCCCCCAGCAUUAAAUUCCCGACGUUCAAUUGGCCGCCCAAACCAGCGUCUCCCCCCAAGCCGGCGCCCCCUCAAAGACCAGCACCCCUGACGCCCACCCAAGAUUCUCUGUUCGCUGACAUCCCAGGAUAUAACCCUGGGGCCUACCAGAGCUAUGGGCCCCCACAGAGCUAUGGGCCCCCACAGAGCUAUAACCCAGGGCCCCCACAGAACUACAACCCCGGGCCCCCACAGAGCCGGUACAACCCCCCUGGACCUGCCCCCAACCAACAGUACUGGCCUCCACCAGGAGGGUACCGGCCCCACUCUAAAGAAUGUUCUUCUGGAGGUUUUAUGCCAGGGCAGCUGUGCUGUGACGGCAUCACCAAUAUCAUCCCACCAGGACCCCAGCAGUGGGGGUGUUGUCACAAGGGGAUGUACGACAUGACAACCCAGGUGUGCUGCGGGGACAUCCCCGUGCCCCGACCCCCCAAGGGAUCCCCGCCAAUGAUGUGCUGCGGGAUGUCGCUCUACGACCCCACCACAACAUUGUGUUGUGACAAGUUCCCUGUUCCAAAUCCUGGCAGAAACAUGAAGUGCUGUCGAAAGACCCCUUACGACCCCAUCCACCAGAUGUGCUGUGGAGAGGGGGUCAGACCCAGAACCCCUGGCCAACCACACUUGGACUGCUGUGGGAAACACAUGUUCAACCCCCUGACCCACGUCUGCUGCGAUGAAGGAAACGCCAUCCCCAAGACCCCCGCCUACUCCUGCUGUGGGAAGAAGCAGUUCCAGCCCGCCUUCCAGCAGUGUUGUUUUGGCGACCCCCUUCCUCGCGACGCCUUCUGCAUGGCCAAAUAGGCCAACGCUUACGUCAUGAGUGGAGGCUGUUCACUUUUUGCGCGGGAAAAUAAGCCAACUGUGACGUCAUAACGUGGUACCUGUUCGCGUGGUCAAAUUGUUGUGACUUUUGUUGUUACCGAGUCGGUGAAAGCGUUACCAAGAAGGUCAGCGAUUGUGAUAUUAAAGUUUGAAGUAUUUUAUCUUUUAAUACUCCGUGUUUAGAUAAGAAUAGUUGAACCGCUUCUGUACUGCAUAAACUUGACUCAGUUGACAAAUGAAAUUCUUAAAGUCGGAGCUGGAUGAGAUGUUAAUUACGAAUGUAAAUAAUAACACCGUCGGCCGUAGGACUGAAUGCUUUAACUUAAUCAACUUUGUCCAAUCAAAUAGCUUUCAAACAAGAGAUGACGACAGAUAUUUAGACUAUGUUUUGUUACAUUUUGUAGUUUACUGUAGUAAUGUGUAAGUUAUAUAGGAUAUAAAUAGAAAUAAAAUUGUAUAUUUUUUACAAUA